AUGGACAGACAGCGAGGCCAUAAUGUGCGCAGAAGGGGAGGCAGAAUUGGUGGUAGGGGGGAAAGCACCCGUCCCUUAGAGGAAGUUUAUUUGAGUGAUGCAGAGUCUUCUUUUGAUGUACAACCUACUCCGCCUGUUGUGGAGGUAGUGGAUGCCAUUCGCUUAGCCAAACUAGUUAAGGAGAUCAAACAGUUAGGUGCAACCCCAUUUCAAGGGGGAGUUGAUCAUUGGGCUACUGAUCAGUGGCUUGAGAAUAUGAUGAGCUGUUUUGAGAUGGUGAUUUGCACCGAAACUGAGAAGUGGAAGAUUGCUGCUUAUCUUCUUCAGGGUGAUGCCAGGAUAUGGUGGGUUGGUCAGCGGAAUACUGUGAAUAUGGCUACUCUGACUUGGGAUGGUUUUGUGGAACUAUUCCAGGACAUGUACUUCCCUGAUGCAGUGAGGGAUCAGAUCGAGUUAGAUUUCAUUGCUCUAGAGCAAGGGACUAUGACUGUGAGAGAGUACGAAACACGGUUCACCCAAUUAUACAGGUUUGUUCCCCAGUUGGAUGCCCAAGCCUUGGCUAAGAAGUUCCUAAAGGGACUAAAUGACAGGAUUAGGGAGAUAGUGUAUCCUCUUCGGUUAGCCACCAAGGAAGAGAUCUUUGCUAGUGCCAUGGCCCAUGAACAGGCAACCAGCAUGCGUGUAAGUGAACGAGGGGCUGCGAAAGAAUCCUUGGGAAAGGGGAAGGCAAUUGUGGGAAGUAGUGGUUCCAUGGAUCAUGGAGGUGGGUCGUGGAAGCGACGACAGACUCAUUUCUAUCCACAGGCUCCAGCUAGGAUAACCUAUCAACACCAGGCCCCAGUUAGGGCAGCAGCAGCUCCUCCUAUUCGGGCUGCACCUACAGCACCUAUAAGAUGUUUUAACUGCAAGGAGUUGGGCCAUCCUGCCAAGACGUGCACGAAACCCAAGGUUGUGGGAUGCUUCCGAUGUGGACAGACUGGACACUAUGCCAGGGACUGUACUCGACCACAGGGUGGAGGACAGGAUAACGAGCAUAGACUCUUACCUCCAGCUAGAGUCUUCGCCAUUGGUCAGGGAGGCACUAGGGUGGAAGGUACCUUAUCUAUUUAUAACUAUCUUGCAAGAGUAUUGUUUGAUACGGGAGCCUCCCAUUCCUUUGUAUCUAGUUCCGUAGUAGAUGUGUUGGGUUUGAUUGCCAUGCCUCUUACUAGAUCCUUAUGUGUUACAUCACCUCUCGGUGUAUCUCUUGAGCUGGAUAUGUUUUGUGAUGAUUGCCCUAUUGGGAUAGGUGGUAGAGAGUUCUCUGCAUCGUUGAUUGUGAUACCAGAUCACACAUAUGAUGUGAUUUUAGGUAUGGAUUGGUUGAUCCUGAACCAUGCAUUGAUUGAUUGCUUUAGGAUGAUUGUGUCCUUUCGUAUUCCAGGACAACCAGUGUUUCAUUACCAUUGUCUGAGGUCCGACAUCGCCAUAAGGACAUGGAUUUUGGCUCAUAUUGAGUCAGGGAGUAGUAUUUCUGAGAUUUCAGGAAUUCCUGUAGUUUCAGAGUAUGCUUAUGUGUUUAAGGAGAUACCAGGGUUGCCUCCAAAAAGGGUAAUGGACUUCUCCAUUGAUGUGAUACCAGGUACUGCCCCUGUAUCGAAAACACCCUAUCAGAUAGCUCCAGCUGAACUUCAGGAGUUGAAAGUUCAGAUUGAUGGAUUACUGGCUCAAGGGUUCAUACAGGCUAGUGUAUCUCCUUGGGGUGCACCAGUGCUGUUUGUGAAGAAGAAGGAUAAUUCACUUCGAUUAUGUGUGGAUUAUCAGCAGCUGAACAAGGUGACCAUCAAGAACAGGUAUCCUUUACCUAGGAUCGAUGACUUGUUCGACCAGCUUAGAAAGGCUACUGUGUUCUCAAAGAUUGAUUUGAGAUCUGGAUAUCACCAGUUGAGGGUGAAGGAUAAGGAUAUCCCAAAAACAGCAUUUAGGACCAGGUAUGGGCAUUAUGAGUUCCUUGUCAUGCCUUUUGGUUUAACUAAUGCACCUACGGCAUGCAUGGACUUAAUGAACCGUACGUUCAGUCCUUACUUGGAUCAGUUUAUAGUGGUCUUCGUUGAUGAUAUCUUGAUUUAUUCAAAGUCGUCUGACGAACAUGAGAAGCAUUUGCGGAUUGUACUGCAAACAUUAAGAGAGAAGGAAUUAUAUGCCAAGUUCGAGAAGUGCGAGUUUUGGCAGAAGGAGGUCAAGUUUCUCGGUCAUGUAGUUUCGAAGGAUGGAGUUUUGAUGAAUCCUUCGAAGGUUGAAGAGGUGAUGAGUUGCAGUCGCCCUACCACUGUUACUGAAAUCCGUAGCUUCCUUGGAUUGGCAGGAUAUUACAGGCGUUUCAUUGAGGGGUUUUCUGGCUUUCAACGAGCUGAAGACCAGGUUGACUACAGCACCAGUGUUGCUAUUCCUACUAGCGGUGGUGGAUUAGUUAUCUACAGUGAUGCAUCUCAUCAGGGUUUGGGGUGUGUGUUGAUGCAGAAUGGUGGUGUUGUUGCUUAUGGCUCUAGACAACUGAAGGUUCAUGAGCGAAAUUACCCCACUCAUGAUUUAGAGCUAGCUGCAGUGGUGUUUGCCUUGAAGAUUUGGAGACACUAUCUGUAUGGUGAGAAGUUCGAACUCUUUUCUGAUCAUAAGAGUCUGAAGUAUCUAUUCUCCCAAAGGGAGUUGAACAUGAGGCAGAGGAGAUGGAUGGACCUCAUCAAAGACUAUGAUUUCACUUUGGAGUAUCAUCCAGGAAAGGCCAACGUAGUGGCAGAUGCUUUGAGUAGGAAGCCCCGAGUAAUCAUGGCAUCACUCAUGGUGCAGGAGUGGCUCAUGUUGGAAGCUGCAUCUGAGUUUGAUCUUAUACCCGCAAGAGUUGGACAUGAAAUGUUUCUCAGAAGUAUCACCUUACAAUCCACCUUGAAUUCUAGGAUCAUUCAGGGUCAGACACUUGAUAAGUUUGCUCAGGUGAGGAUUGCUGAGAUGAAUGUUGAUCCGAAUGUGGAAGGCCCUUCUGAGUGGGCUAUUGGGACAGAUGGAGGGUUGAGAUUUCGUGGAAGAUUGUAUGUCCCAAGUGUUGAUAACCUCAAGGAGGAGAUCAUGCGAAAAGCACAUAGAUCUAGAUACACUGUACAUCCAGGGGGUACCAAAAUGUAUAUGGAUCUAUGA
Rosa chinensis is the source of this 3171-nucleotide messenger RNA. RefSeq lists its product as uncharacterized. The transcript has 2 exons. Bases 1 to 3171 code for a protein of 1056 amino acids. Gene Ontology annotation, molecular function: aspartic-type endopeptidase activity; zinc ion binding; nucleic acid binding. The record is from RefSeq and is a predicted model, not a curated record. Gene Ontology annotation, biological process: proteolysis. NCBI's taxonomy places the organism in Eukaryota, Viridiplantae, Streptophyta, Magnoliopsida, Rosales, Rosaceae.